UGUUUUUAAAGAAUGAGUGAUAAAAAGUUUUAAGAAUUAAGUGAUAAAAGGCAAAGUCUUGAGAAUGAGUUAAAAAUUUUAGAAAAAUAAAUAUUUGAUUUAGAAACCAAAUAUUUAGAAGAAACAGCUGCAACAGGAAAUGUGAUUAAAGGAUGGGAAGGAUAUACAACAAUAAAAAGUGGGAAAUUAAAUGGGAAUGUUCCUAGAAAAACUAAAGCGAAUACCAAUGAUCGUAUAUUUUCAUAAAGUAGCAAAACAUCACCAUUUGUAAUAAUUAUAUUAAUAUAAGUAUUAAAUUACAGAAACUGUUGUUGAAGAGCCAAAGAGUCCUAAAAGUCCAUAAUUUAGACCUAAAAGAAUAAAAAAAAGGAAAAAUUAUUUAUAUAAAAAAGAGUAUUUUUUAAAAUAAUUUUUUUAGUGAUGUUGUUGAAAAUUCCUAAGGAAGUUCUUCAGAGGAUUUUUAAUAGGAUUAAAUUAAAAAAGUUAAAGGGUCCAAGAAAAUGUGA
Messenger RNA from Paramecium sonneborni, 506 nucleotides. Lineage: Eukaryota; Ciliophora; Oligohymenophorea; Peniculida; Parameciidae. The record is from the annotation of a GenBank genome assembly.